Molecule: messenger RNA, 3128 nt
Organism: Nestor notabilis (Kea)
Lineage: Eukaryota; Metazoa; Chordata; Aves; Psittaciformes; Psittacidae
Gene: CSF1R
Product: colony stimulating factor 1 receptor
Exons: 21
Coding region: 1-2940 (979 amino acids)
Biological process (GO): protein phosphorylation; positive regulation of kinase activity; multicellular organism development
Cellular component (GO): CSF1-CSF1R complex; signaling receptor complex
Molecular function (GO): macrophage colony-stimulating factor receptor activity; cytokine binding; ATP binding
Source: RefSeq, a predicted model, not a curated record
AUGGGUCCUGCUCUCCUGCUGCUGGUCACCACAGCUGGCAUCUGGCGCGGCUCAGCAUCCCCGGUGAUCAGUCCUGACGCCCCUGCUCUGGUUGUCAGCGCGGGUGAUCCGGUCACCUUGCGCUGCUCAGGGAAGUCCAAAGUUGAAUGGCAAACCAAAAAGGAUGUAUUCAGCAACCACACCAGCAGCACGCUCAGUAUUCCCAAGACCACUUACAGGGAUACAGGCACCUACGUGUGUGUUUAUGCCAACAGCAGCAACAAGGGCAUUGCAACUGUGCAUCUGUUCGUGCGAGAUCCCAAUAAUGUGUGGUACACACCGACUUUCCGGGUCGGUGUGACCAGGGGUGGUAAUGCUGAGCUGCCCUGUCUCAUCACGGCCCCCGAGUAUGGAUCCAGUGUGACUCUGGUAGCGGAUGGUGGCUCCCAUCUCCCACCCGGGACCAACUAUUCUUUCAGCACCGAGAAAGGAAUGACACUGUACAACGUGCAAAGCAAGCAGAAGGGCUUUUACAGAUGCCAAGCAGUGAUAAAUGGAAAAGUUGAGAAGUCAUCAAGAAUUAGACUGCUUGUGGAAGAAGCUCUGGAGAAGCCUGUAUCGGUGAUGAUGGACCCUAUAGACCACGUGCGAAUCGUGGGUGAACCUUUCAGAGUCACUUGCAGAAUAACUGCUCCUUCCCACAAGUAUGACGUCAGAUGGGUGACAGCAGCAAAGAACGUCUCGACAGUUCAGAAUCGUAGCUUUGAGAAUGAGAACUACUUCAUCAGUGAUGUCCUGUCCGUUUCAGCGGUGACCAUGGAAGACAGUGGGAAGUACACGUGCAUAGCUAACAAUUCAGCAGGGGUCAGGAAUACAGGUAGUAGGUCUCUGGACAUGCCUGCUGAUGGCAACGCUCUCUUCCAUCCUGCAGAGAGAGGUUACGUGUUCCUCACCCCACUGCAAGCCACCAGCCAGGAGGUUGCUUUGGGAGAGAGUCUGAUGCUGCAGGUCCAGAUUGCGGCUUACCCAAAACUUCUCUACUGGCGCUGGGAGCACACAAACCCCUUGAAGAACACUGAGAGCACCACAUUCCAAGGCCAGAUGAUCCCUGGAAACAACUGGUAUAACAACACGCUCUUCCUGAACCGCCUGCAGGAAGGAGAGGGAGGUCUCUACACAUUUUAUGCCAUCAAUAAUGAGACCAAUGCAUCAGUUACCUUCAGUAUAUCUGUGAAAUCUCCUCCAAGGUUCUGCAAAAUCAGAGUGGCAGCCAAUGACUCCAGCAUCCUUCAGUGCAUGGCCAUCAGCUACCCUGCCCCACGCAUCGAGUGGUACCAGUGCCCCAUUCACUCUGACAGAUACAGUGAGGACUAUAGGCUGCUACUGAACGACUCCAGUCCCCAGGUGGUGAAUGUGUUGCCUUUCCGAGAGGUGGAAGUGGAGAGCAUCAUCCCCUUCCAGGAGCUGGGUGCCAACUUCACCUUCUGCUGUAUGGCCAUUAACAGAGAGGGGAACGCUUCUGACAUGUUUCACUCACUCACCGUCACCAGAAGCGUCAUGGCCCCCCCAAAUAAGCUCUUCAGCCCCAUUCUCUCCACCUGCAUUGGCACAUCAGUCCUGCUGCUCCUCCUACUGCUCUUCCUCCUCUACAAGUACCACCAGAAACCCAAGUACCAGGUGCGGUGGAAGAUCAUUGAAGCCUGCGAAGGGAAUAACUACAUCUUUAUCGAUCCCACUCAGCUGCCGUACAAUGAGAAAUGGGAGUUUCCCAGGAAUAACCUCCAGUUUGGAAAAACUCUUGGAGCAGGAGCCUUUGGAAAAGUGGUAGAAGCCACUGCUUUUGGGCUGGGCAAAGAAGAUUCCGUCCUCAAAGUGGCUGUGAAGAUGCUAAAGUCAUCAGCAGACACAGACGAGCAGGAGGCUCUCAUGUCUGAGCUGAAGAUCAUGAGUCACUUGGGACACCACGAGAAUAUUGUCAACCUGCUGGGAGCAUGUACCUAUGGAGGCCCAAUCCUCGUCAUCACUGAGUACUGUCGCUAUGGAGAUCUGCUGAAUUUCCUGCGGAAGAAGGCUGAAUCCAUCAUUAUCAGGGAUUCUGCACUGGACAUCUCUUUAGAUAGUGCUGCUGAUUACAAAAACAUUGACCUAGAGAAGAAAUACAUCCGCAGUGACAGUGGCUUUUCGAGCCAGGGUUUGGAAAUGUAUGUUGAAAUGAAGCCUGUGUCAUCAUCAGCAUCUUCAGCAUCAUCAGAUUCUGCGCAAGCCAGGGGGAAAAGCCCAGAGGAAGAAGAUGAAACCAGGGAGGACCUCCGUCCCCUCAACCUCUCUGACCUCCUGCAGUUCUCCAGCCAGGUGGCCCAGGGCAUGGCAUUCCUUGCAUCAAAGAAUUGCAUCCACCGUGACUUAGCAGCCAGGAAUGUGCUCAUAUCAGAUGGACGGGUAGCCAAGAUCUGUGACUUCGGCCUGGCCCGCGAUAUCAUGAAUGACUCGAAUUAUGUUGUAAAAGGCAACGCCCGCCUGCCCGUGAAGUGGAUGGCCCCAGAGAGCAUCUUUGACUGCAUUUACACAGUGCAGAGCGACGUGUGGUCUUAUGGCAUCCUUCUCUGGGAGAUCUUCUCCCUUGGUAAAAGUCCAUAUCCUGGCAUGGUGGUGAACAGCAAGUUCUACAGCAUGGUGAAGCAGGGAUACCAGAUGGCCAGACCCGACUUCGCUCCCUUGGAAAUGUACACCAUCAUGCAGGCGUGCUGGAGCCUGGAGCCCACAGAGAGACCAACCUUCGACCAGAUCGGCUGCUUCAUCCAGAAAGAACUGGAGGUGCAUAAGGAGCAGGACUACACCAACCUCCCCUCCACUGCUGAGGAAGACAGUGGCUGUGAUACCUCUGGCUGCUGUGAGGAGUCCUGCGAGCAAGAGGACAGUGGGCAGCCCCUUCUCAAAGGCAACAACUAUCAGUUCUGUUAGCUGGUACCAUUGCCCUGGGUGGAUCCCAUCCUCCUGGCUCUGCAGAGUGCACGGUGCUGCCCUGCCCUAGAACACAGAUGCCUUCAGCUUUGGCUCUCCUCUCUGUGCUUUCUGGAGUAUGAGUGUUACUGACUCCCUCACUGAAACGACAGUGCUGGAGUGACUCCAACCCAAACCCUCACCGUGGG